Musa acuminata subsp. malaccensis (wild Malaysian banana) is the source of this 1028-nucleotide messenger RNA. RefSeq lists its product as uncharacterized. NCBI's taxonomy places the organism in Eukaryota, Viridiplantae, Streptophyta, Magnoliopsida, Zingiberales, Musaceae. The record is from RefSeq and is a predicted model, not a curated record.
UUCCUCACUCUCACUCUCUCUCUCUCUCUCUCUCUCUCUCCAAAACUUCUUUCACAAUUGAUUCUUUGACAGCAACUGUUGCUUUACAUUUCAUCAAGCUUCCACAUUGCUUUGUUUCUUUAUAACUUUAUGUUUGUGGUUUCUGUGGUUCAUCAGCUGUCUAACUUGUCAUCUUUAAGCCCACAAGGAUCCAGAAUUAGCCAUGAGUCUCCAUAUGACAAUUGGUUCAAAGGUCGAGAAGCUCUCGUCUCCAGGGACUCUGAUGAUGAAGAACAAGGAUAAGUCUCUCAGUGUGGAAGACAAAGUUGAAGGUUUGGAUUCUGAGAAAAAGCAGGUGGAUUUUGGAAGUAAAGAGGAGACCUUCUUUGACUCACAGGGAUGGUUAGAUUCUGAUAGUGAAGAUGAUUUUGUCAGUGUUAAUGGAGACUCGACUCCAAACUAUCAGAUCAACAAUAAUAGGACACCCCAAGUGAACAAAGUAUUCUCUGCUGCUAUGUUUCCAGAUACCACCACAUCCCAGAUUUCUUCAGCUGAUCCAAAAAGGAAACUUGCCCAACUCCUUCAGGAAAACCAAGUCGAAGUGGCUGGUAAGCAAAAUGCUGCUUGUGGGAUGAAUGAAAGUGACGGAAAGCCAGAAUUAUAUGAGACUGAUGCCAGCUUACACCUCAGAAUUCCUCAUGAGACUUCCUCUGUCGCUGAUGAUGGGACUCCAAGUAAAGAUUCGAAACAGCAGAAAGAGAAGAAGAUGAAGGCCAAGAAGAGCUGCUUGCCGCGCUUGUGCAGCAUUAGGUUCAAAGAGAGAAGGAAGCAGAAGACGAGCCCUGUUCACUGAAGCGGCUGUUGUUGCUACCACCAACCACAGGCAAUCCAUUUUGUUCAUAUUGAUGAAUCAAAGCUUGUAUGAAUGACACAUAGUAGAAAAUGCAACUUUUGUUCUUCGCGGAGAAUCUGUGUUACGAUUGCUGCUUUAGAUCGGGUUUGGGUUGGAUUCUAUCAAGAGAAGAAAUUUCUUUUCCUAUUGAUGCUUA